Messenger RNA from Williopsis jadinii, 1467 nucleotides. It is a transcript of the gene PCL1, whose product is annotated as Pcl1p. Gene Ontology annotation, molecular function: protein kinase binding; cyclin-dependent protein serine/threonine kinase regulator activity. The record is from RefSeq and is a predicted model, not a curated record. Bases 470 to 1375 code for a protein of 301 amino acids. Gene Ontology annotation, biological process: regulation of cyclin-dependent protein serine/threonine kinase activity. Gene Ontology annotation, cellular component: cyclin-dependent protein kinase holoenzyme complex; nucleus. The transcript has a single exon. NCBI's taxonomy places the organism in Eukaryota, Fungi, Ascomycota, Saccharomycetes, Phaffomycetales, Wickerhamomycetaceae.
GACCCUUUCACGACGUCUAAGCUUAGAAGGUCCGGAGCUCAAAAGAAGCUGUAAGGUGUAGCGCUUCCGAAGGACAACAAGAUUUAUGGCCAGGCCCAUACACGACGCGUCCACUUUGUUGGCUCAAAAGAGCAGAAGGAGACGCGUCACGCAAGGGGGAUCCGGUUGAGACACGCACAGGCGCGUUUCGGCGUGUCAACGUUGCAAUUCAAAGGUUUGGGAACUUUAGAAGUUAUAUCAAAAGGUUCAAAGGGGGAUGCACAUUGCUGUACACACACAUUUGAUCUAAUUGUGAGGUAAUAAUUAUUUGUUUUGAUCAGUACCGCGUUUCUUGACAGUUUAAAGGUUUCUUGUGGAUUGUGUAUAUAUAAUUGAGUCUUUAUUCCUGUUUUCCUGUAACCGACGGUUUGUCUCAAGCUCUGUGUACCAGCGACCAUCCACCUCUUCGUUAUACUUUUGGAAACUAACCAUGUCUGACUCCCAAGCUCUAAACAUCUUGAUGAAAUCACCAGUUACGCCUGAGAUGAUCAACCACUUGGUCAACGUCACCUUGAAGGUGGUGCCUUGUAAGAAGUCCAAGACUUAUCCAUCACCACCUUCUUCACCUUCGUCACAUUCUUCAAAGAGAAACCAACUGCCAUCUUUGAUGACAUUCAUCUCGCGCAUCGUCAGAUACACGAAUGUCUACACUGGCACUCUUUUGUGUACGCAGGUUUAUUUGGAGAGACUUAGCUCCAAGUUGCCAAAGAAUGCUGAAGGCUUACCAUGUACACUUCACAGAAUUUUUUUGGCGUGUCUCAUCAUCUCUGCAAAGUUCAACAACGAUAGUUCUCCAAAGAACAAGCACUGGACCAGAUACACUGAUGGCCUGUUCAAAUUGGAAGACGUUAACCUCAUGGAGCGUCAAUUACUGCAGUUGAUGAACUGGGAUAUUACAGUGACAGAGGAGGAGCUGGCACGUUCUCUCAAGAGAAUGCUGGAUCCAAUCAAGCAGGACUUGAAACAAACAGCACGUUAUCGUCGUGCAAUCCACAAGCAUAGAAAUGUGGUCAACUGCGUUGUACCAAAAUGUCCAUUGCCUUCACCAAUGGACACUCCAACUGCCUACUACCAAACAAAGUAUCCAGUGUAUCAGCAACAACAACAACAACAACAACAACAACAACAACAUGGUCGUUCGAUGUCUGCAUCUUCAAUCUCCUCUCUUUCUUCAUCUUCCUCUAUGGAUUCGAUUUCUUCAAUUGACACUACAGGCUCUUCUUCAUAUCCAGUGAAUGUGAAAGUCUGUCAAUUGUAUCCAAGUCAGCAGAAGAAGCAAGUACUACAGCAAGAGGAAAAGUUUGAUGAUCUGUACUUGCCAUCUAUCUGGGCAUGAAUAAAGAUAGGGGAGUUUUUUAUUAUUCAAUUCGAUUUUUGGGGUUUAAAAGGUUUACAGUAUAUAGGUUUGGUUUAAAGUUUUAUCGGUUU